GAGCCUCAGCACGGGACCGCAAGAACGUCGCUGGAUCCCGGGAGGACCGGAGAGAGAGAGACGAUACCGUGGGACUGGAGUUGUGCUCAGCUGCUGGCUGAAGGAUGUUCUCCUCUGUGAAGGCCUUUGAGGGGCAGCAUUACCCCACCCUCAAGAGGCAGUGUCUACAGAAUGGAACACUGUUUGAGGACCCACUGUUCCCAGCUGUAGACAACUCCCUCUUCUACCUGGGGAACAGGAUCGGCCGUGUGCACUGGAAAAGACCUGGGGAGCUGUGUGAUGACCCUCACUUGUUUGUGGAUGGAAUCAGUGCCCAUGACCUGCACCAAGGGCAGCUGGGAAACUGCUGGUUCGUGGCGGCUUGCUCCAGUUUGGCCUCCCGAGAGUCACUGUGGCAGAAAGUUAUCCCAGACUGGAAAGAGCAGGAAUGGGAUCCAGAGAAAAUAGACUCUUAUGCCGGAAUAUUCCAUUUCCGCUUCUGGCGGUUUGGGGAAUGGGUGGAUGUGGUGAUAGAUGACCGUCUCCCCACAGUGGAUAACCAGCUGGUGUAUUGCCAUUCAAAUGACAGCAAUGAGUUCUGGAGUGCCCUGGUAGAAAAAGCCUAUGCCAAAGUAUAUGGUUGCUAUGAAGCCCUGGAUGGUGGAAACACAGCCGAUGCCCUGGUGGACUUUACUGGUGGGGUGUCAGAACCCAUGGACCUUUUGGAGGGCCAGUUUGCGCAGGAUGAAGUAGCCAGAAACCAGCUGUUUGAGAGAGUUCUAAAAGUACACAACCGAGAUGGCCUUAUCAGCUGCUCUAUCAGGGCAACUACAGUGGAGGACAUGGAGACUAGGCUAGAAUGUGGGUUAGUGAAAGGCCACGCCUACGCAGUGACCGAUGUUUGCAAGGUCCGUCUUGGACAUGGCCUGUUAUCAUUCUUCAAGUCAGAGAAGCUACACAUGAUCCGAAUGAGGAAUCCUUGGGGGGAGAAAGAGUGGAGUGGACCCUGGAGUGACAGCUCAGAGGAAUGGAAGAAGGUGAGCAAGAGUGAGAGAGAAAAACUUGGCGUCACUGUUCAGGAUGACGGGGAGUUUUGGAUAAACUUUGAUGAUUUCUGUCACUACUUCACCGACCUGAUCAUGUGUCGACUGAUAAACACGUCCUACUUGAGCAUUCAUAAGACCUGGGAGGAGGAGGUGAUGAGGGGCUCCUGGAUCCAUCGAGACGACCCACUCCGCAAUCGCUCUGGAGGAUGUAUUAACCAUAAAGCCACAUUUUUGCAAAACCCACAGUAUGUUUUUGAUGUGAGAAAGGUGGAAGAUGAGGUGCUGAUCUGCCUGCAACAAAAGGAGCGCAGAGCCACUCCCAAAGAGGGCAAAGGCGAGAACCUGGCCAUUGGAUUUGACAUCCAUAGGGUGGAGUUGAAUAGAAAAUACAGAAUGCACUCUGCACAGCAGAAGGUCGCAGGGUCGAUCUACAUCAACUCUCGCUGUGUUUUUUUAAGGAAAGAGCUAAAGGAGGGGCGUUACGUAAUUAUCCCUACAACCUUUGACCCUUGUCAACAAGGAGAGUUUCUGCUCCGAGUCUUCACUGAUGUGCCUUCAGACUGCAAAGAAUUAACUCUGGAUGAGCCUCCACAGACAUGCUGGACCGGCAUGUGUGGUUACCCUCAGCUGGUCACACAAGUGCAUGUGUUAAGUGCCAUGGGCCUGCAGGGCCAAGACUCCAAUGGAGCCUCUGACCCUUAUGUGAUCAUUACCUGUGAGGGGGAGAAGGUUCGCUCUCCCGUGCACAAAGACACACGCUGCCCUAACUUUGACAUUAAGGGAAUAUUCUACCGCAAAAAGCCAAAGGAAGGCAUCCACAUCGAGAUCUACAAUAAGAAUGUGAUUGUUGACACCUUCCUGGGUCAGGUAACUCUCUUUAGUGACCCUAAUGACCGCCAAGAGCAGCACACAGUUUACCUUAAAGACAAGGGCACUCACCAAGACAACAACCUUCCUGGCACACUGGCCGUGCGUGUAAUCACCUGCACCACUUUGACCAACAUCUGAUCAUUAACCAAGUGUUCCGUGUCUGCCUUGAUUCCUCAUCUACUUCUUAGAUUACACACAAUGGGCCUCAUUCAUGAACAUUUUGUAAUUAUACAAACAAAUUGGGAGUAAUUUCCACGUAAAAUGGAGCUUCACGAAAACUUUCCGCCAGAUUCAUAUUCAUAUUCGUAUUCAGCUCUUCAUAUUCCACAGAUUUGUUAGUACAAUUUGUGUAUGUUAGUGAAUUUCAGACGUUCAUAAAUAGAGCGUACAUGCAAGGUCGCUAGUAAAUGAGAAUAGGAAGCUUUUAACAUAUAUGCAAACAGUAAAAAAAAAUUAUUUUGUUUUUAAUGGAGUGCAUUCACAUCGUAAAAUAUUGAUUUGUCAAACACUCACAUCUAAAAAGAAAGUGAUGAACUUAGUCAUCUUUGCUGUAAUCAGAGGUUCUUUUUCACU
This is a messenger RNA of Xyrauchen texanus (razorback sucker), 2468 nucleotides long. RefSeq names its product calpain 5b (gene capn5b). Gene Ontology annotation, biological process: proteolysis. Gene Ontology annotation, molecular function: calcium-dependent cysteine-type endopeptidase activity. The coding region runs from base 105 to 2033 and encodes 642 amino acids. NCBI's taxonomy places the organism in Eukaryota, Metazoa, Chordata, Actinopteri, Cypriniformes, Catostomidae. The transcript has 13 exons. Gene Ontology annotation, cellular component: cytoplasm. The record is from RefSeq and is a predicted model, not a curated record.